AAGGGGAGGAGAAUGGGGAGUUUAGCUCAUUCUGAGCUGGAUGUGGAUUGCAUUAUCCGUCUAUACGUCCAGGGUGACACAAUCCUAGGCUGGGAUACACAACUAGUGGCAAAUGUGCCUGCAGAAUGGACCCUGAUCCCUACUGAAUGUCAGGAGACGUAAAGAGUUAUCUCUGAAGCCCCCGCCCAGAAGUGCUAUAGCCAAGAUCAGGAAGAAGUAGGGGGGGGGGGAAAGAGAAAAAAAAAGGGAUAUAGUAGGUGCCUCUGUUGGUUGAUAUACAACACCCUCUGAAAAGGACACAAGGCAAGGCUUGGGGAUAAGCUCUUGUUAUCUGAAAAAGCCUCAUUGGAGUGGACAGAAUUGGAAUCCCCCCCCACCUUUUAGUGAUCUGCUUGUUUUAUCCUUGGAUUACAAAACAAAAAAAAAAAGGAUCGGGGGAUUUAAGAUUAAAGGGAAAAGAAACUAUCAUUCAGCAACAUUGUAACAUUCAGCUGCAUUAGUGAAGAUUUCAUCUCAAGAUGCCUAUCCUCAAGCAGUCCAGCAACUCAAAAAAGCGAACACGCAUUGAUCGGGAGAUGAUCAGUGCCCCACUGGGGGAUUUUAGACACACCAUGCAUGUUGGAAGAGGAGGUGAUGUGUUUGGGGAUACCUCUUUUCUCAGUAACCAUGGUCCUGCCCCAGCCCCACCAGUGGAAGUGCCAAAGAAAAAUGGUCUUGUGAAAAUGGCAGGAGACCAUGAAGAAAACAAAAUGGCAGAUUCAUUAAGCCAGCUCUCGCAGUCCUCGGGAAUUGGUUCUGGGGCAGGAAGUGUCUCUUCAAGCCCUGUCAAUAAUGUAUCCACUAAAGAAGAUCGCUUGUGGAAUACCCGCAACACAGGUGGAAAUUCGGAUCAGUUUGACUGGAUUUCAUCUGGGGACUGUGGCUUGAAACAUGCAGAAUCCAUGUUAUCCUUCCAUCUUGAUUUGGGCCCAUCUAUUAUGGAUGAUGUAUUAGGUGUAAUGAAUAAAGAUCCUCCGACCUCUGAAUGGAACAGUCCAGAUGACCAGACAGAUUAUGAUUAUAAAUUUGUUUCUGUCCAUGCCACAGGCGGUGAUAAAUACACACAAUCCUCCUCACUUACAGAGCCAAUCGGAAACCAUUAUAGUCUAUCCAGCACACUGCCAAUGACAAAUGCUGAUUUCGAAAAUGUCCCUGUUACCACCCCAGACCAUCCAGAAGGAAACAGAUCAGUGUAUGAAGAAGACAGCGAAGAAGAAAAGCGUUCUGUCUAUGAAGGUAUCGCAGAUAGUCCAGCACAACAAGAUGAUAGUCUACACAUCAGUCACCGUGCACAGAUAGAGGAAGAGGAGGAUGACGAUGAUGAUGAUGAUGAUGAUGAUGAUGAUGAUGAUGAAGAAGGUCAAGGCUACACAUUUGAUGAUGACCUUGAUGAUGAGAUUGGAGUAUAGGAAUAAAAAAUACAGUAAAUAAACUUUCUGGUAUUCUCACGUACAUGUUUCAUGACCUUCAAACGGUUAAUGGGUCAAUAAAUGGUAUAAACAUUAUAUGGUGGGCUUUCUCGAAGAAGAAUGAAAGGAAAGAAAAUACUUUUUUAGGUUAUUAAACUAUUCAAAAAUGGAUAUACUUUUUACAGUGGCAAUGUUAUACAUUUGACUUGUUCCUAUACUUCUAAGAAUCUAGGAAUUGUACCUUGGACUUCAAGAGCAUGUGACUUAAUUUUAGUUGGACACUCUGGAGGGGGGAGUUAUUAAAAAAGGACUUUGUAUAUGUUUUCAGCUAUGACUGCUCAAAGGAAGUGGAAUUAUCCAUUGGUCUAUGUCCUUGUUAUAUUAAAGGGUAAUUUAUAGCCUUAAUACGGUUGAAGAUGGGUAUAUUUAGAAUGGUCCUGGCACCAGGUAAAAAACUGUACGCAGAGGUAGAAAGGGUAGACCUUAAUGUUGCACUGGUGUCCAACACAUUAGCUGGUUCUACUGGUGUCGUGCUACAUACCCAAAAUGUAAAGAAAAGCAACUGGGUUACGUAUUUGCACUCUUGUAGCUUACGUACUUGUGUAUCUUAUCUAUUUUUUUUUUUUUUUUGUUCAUAUACCCUUAUCUAUACAUUUUUGACCAUGGAAAUACUAUUUUUAAGAAUGGGAAAAAAAAAUAUUGAUCUUUUAAGUACAUGCAACACUAAAAGACUGAAGAAAAUGCCUUUUGCCUGUUAUUCCGCAUGUUUCUUAUUUGCUCCGCUUUCUAUAAACAUGCUGCCAAAAUAUUUUUUCACAUAAAGAGAAAGGGCUGUAAACUAAUAUCUCGCAGAUAAUUUUUCAUCUAUUUGUGCUAUGUUUUUCUCGGUGGCUGCGUGUCCCAUUGGGGUCAAACAAACAGAUUUUUUUUUUUGAUUUAUAUUUUUCUCUUUCUGUUCCACAGGAAUUGACUACAAAGUAUUUUCCUUUCAGUACAAUAGAGCUUUAUCUCCUGUGUUAAUGCAUAUGACUUAACUUUAAAUGGGGGGAGGGGAGAAACUUAACACAAUAGUGAACUGACAGCUUGCAGAUGUCUCUAGGAAUUUAGUGGUAUAAAUGUGCCAUGGUCAAGAUUAUUUUGCACACUACAGGUGUUUCACAUAAUUUGCACUCUCUCACUCUAAAAUAAAUGUCAUUUUUUUUUCUAAUGUCAACAGAAAUCUGGUGAAAUUUACCUUCCACAGCCCGCCUUAACACUAUGUCUAAAUAAGCCGCAAUUUUGGUUUCUUUAUUUUAUGCAUCUUUUUUCAGCCUGUGUAUAGUACAAAAAAAAAAGCUUCACAAAAUGUAUUUCAUAUGAUAUAAUUUUUUAUAAAUAUUUUUUCUGCAAUAAAAUA
Messenger RNA from Hyla sarda, 2844 nucleotides. RefSeq names its product cdc42 effector protein 4-like. The transcript is spliced from 3 exons. The record is from RefSeq and is a predicted model, not a curated record. Bases 519 to 1448 code for a protein of 309 amino acids. Lineage: Eukaryota; Metazoa; Chordata; Amphibia; Anura; Hylidae.